This is a messenger RNA of Betta splendens (Siamese fighting fish), 4453 nucleotides long. It is a transcript of the gene lrch3, whose product is annotated as leucine-rich repeats and calponin homology (CH) domain containing 3. Bases 98 to 2452 code for a protein of 784 amino acids. The record is from RefSeq and is a predicted model, not a curated record. Gene Ontology annotation, molecular function: protein binding. Lineage: Eukaryota; Metazoa; Chordata; Actinopteri; Anabantiformes; Osphronemidae. The transcript is spliced from 22 exons.
ACUCUUGUCCAGUCCGGUCCGCUCUGCGCAUGCUCCUCCUGGAGUUAGGGUGGGAGAGUUAGCCGUUAGCCCGCUGAGCUAACAGCCGGAGACUAUAAUGGCGGCCUCGGUGUUGUUAGGGUCUGCGGACAACACCGGACUCAACUUCACCGUCGGUAGCGGCAGCGGAAAUAUUUUAGUUAGGACAAAUAACGGACUGGGGCCGGCAGGUCCGGCACCCUGGAACCGUUCUCUGGACCGGGCGCUGGAUGAAGCCUCGGCAACCGGGUGUCUAAACCUCAGCGGCAGGAAGCUGAAGGAGUUUCCACGGAGCGCCGCUAACCACGACCUGACGGACACCACCAGGGCCGAUCUGUCUCGGAACCGUUUGUCGGAUCUUCCUCUGGAGGUCUGUCUUUUUGUGUCUCUGGAGAGUCUGAACCUUUACCAAAACUGUCUGAGGUCUCUGCCAGAUAGUCUGAUCAACUUACAGGCCCUCACCUACCUGAACCUCAGUCGAAAUCAGCUGUCUGUCCUCCCUGCGGUCGUCUGCAGCCUUCCUUUAAAGGUUCUGAUUGCCUGCAACAACAAACUGGUAUCUCUGCCAGAAGAGCUGGGUCAACUGAGACACCUCACAGAACUGGAUGUGAGCUGUAAUGAGAUCCAGACUUUACCUUCCCAGAUGGGUCAAUUAGACGCUUUACGAGACCUUAACAUCAGGAGGAACCACCUGGUCAGACUGCCCUCAGAGCUGGCUGAGCUGCCUUUGGUGCAUCUGGAUUUCUCCUGUAACAAAGUGACCUUCAUUCCCGUCUGUUACCGACGACUCACGCAGCUACAGAACAUUGUCCUGGACAACAAUCCUCUUCAGACCCCACCUGCACAGAUCUGUAUUAAAGGGAAAAUCCACAUAUUUAAGUACCUGAACCUGGAAGCCAAUAAGACAACUCCAGACCUUCCUGAAUAUGACAGACGGCCUCUGAACUUCAGUUCCUGUGUUGAUGAGCUAUACCCUGGGCGUCCCUAUGGAGCACUGGAUUCUGGCUUCAAUAGUGUUGACAGCGGAGACAAGAGAUGGUCGGGGAACGAGCCUGUAGAGGAGUUGUCAGAGCUGCCACAGAGGGUGGCUGAGCUCAGCAGGGACCAGAGACAAAGACGAGAGGAGGGACGAGGAGGAGGAUUGUCGCUGGCUAAUGGGACAUAUGGGGAGCUGGAGCAGAUAGACUUUAUCGACAGCUGUGUGGGAGAGGAGGAGGAGGAGGAAGGGAGGAGUCGAGGUGGUGGAGGAGGAAGGGACAGCACCAGCCUAAGCUCUCAGUUCAUGGCCUACAUUGAGAGGCGCAUCACCAGAGAGGGCUCUCCUGUGAAAACCAGCUCAUCCAGGACAGAAGAUACAAAAAGACAUAACAGAAGUGUGAUCGACGGUGUCAUUGCUGCCCCUGCCUCACAGAAUCAGAGAGGUGGAGGUGUUGGAGGUCCAGGUGGAGUAGAAAAAAUGAGGAGGGAGGCCCAGCUCGCUGCCCUGAAGUAUGAUGAGGAGCGACAGAAGAACCGUUCUCUGCAGAGAGACGUUAGCUACACCAAGCAUAAAACAUCUCCGAGUCCAACAAAGUCCAGUCCUGACAGAGAGACCAUCUACCCUUUCAGACGUUCCACCCACACAGAUGACUCCGCCCUGUUCAUGUUGGUUCUGGUGUUUGAAACAGACUUCAACACCAACACUAUUAAGAGACGACCUGGUUCACACAGACAGUCUGUGGACGGCUGUUGCUCUUAUGCUUCUGACACGACCUGUCUGCUACAGCAGGGAGAGGACAGAGCAGCUCUGUCUCCUACAGCCAAUCCGUCGCCUUCGUACCCGACCUCAGCAUCGUCCUGUCGGACAGCCAGCCAGCGACCAGAGAGCUUCCUGUUCCGCCUCGGCCAGAGAGAGGAGAAGAGGAAAGAUGCUGCUGCUCCUCAGAACAAAGAGGAAGCUCCUGCUCCUGCUGCUGCUGCUGCUGCUGCUGCUCCUCCUCUGGUUGGAGAAGAUGCUGAGCUGGUGGAACAGCUGAGAAAGAACAUUGAGUCUCGUCUCAAAGUGAACUUACCCAGUGAUCUCGGAGCCGCUCUGACUGAUGGUGUGGUCCUCUGUCACCUGGCCAAUCAUGUGAGACCACGUUCCGUCCCCAGCAUCCACGUCCCGUCUCCAGCUGUGCCCAAACUCACCAUGGCCAAAUGUAGACGAAACGUUGAAAAUUUCUUGGAGGCCUGUCGCAGAAUUGGAGUCUCACAGGAUAGUCUUUGCUCAGUUGGGGAGGUCCUGGAGGGGAUGGGGACUGGAGUGUACAGGACUGUUGGUGCACUGCUCUCCAUGACUCCGUCCCCCAUCAUCCCCUCCCCUCGGCUUCAGCUGGCCGGCUUCGCCCUCUUCUAUCUCUCUGUCAUGUCGCUGUUGUGCGCCAUAUACAUACGGCUGGCACAGCAUGUCUGAACAGAACCCUGGCACAAAUGGUUGGUGCUGAGAAAACAGCUGAAAAUGUCUCUGUAGACCAAAAUAACAUUUACAGCACAGUGCUAUACAAAGGCUUAGUCUGGAGGCACCAGCUGGAAAAGAAAGUGUACACAUCUGUCCUUCUGUAGCCACUUCUCAUUUCUCUCCCAGUAUCCAAAGAUCUUCCUUAAGCACCAUUCCUUACAGAUGUCCAGGUUAUUUCCUAGACAUCCAGCCACGAAAGCCUCUGUUAGCUGCUUAUGUCCAGGUCCAUGCAUAUGAUGACAGGGUGAAUAUAGUCCAUCAUCUGUCUUUUUUUCACUAUAGUAAGGUAUCCUUCAGCUCCUUCUGGUGUAAUCCAAAGUCUGACUGGAUGAUGUAACCUUUGUGUUCAGCGUCUGCCCUGGAAUUUCAUUCCAAUCGAACAAAAGCCAAGAGGCUUCUAAAACAUAAUGAACAACAUGUUUGUAAACCAUGUUCUUGACCUUUGAUUCGUCCUGUAAAUCAGCAGGUCGGGUUUUGAGUUGUAUUGAUUAAUGCUUUUUCCAGACUUUGAUGCUGUGAUUAAAAAUUAAGACAUAAUUUUCUUGUGCCAAAACCAGAAGAACGGCUGCAGAGGUGUCUGGGUCUUAGUUUUGCCAGUAUCCAGCUGUUGGGUAGUUGGCCAGAUUUAUAGCAGUGAAUGAUCCAUCUGCUUGAUCCAUGUCACUGGGUUAAGGUCCACCUUUUUUGCUCCAUCCUCAACAGACCAUGUUGCUGUCAAAGAAUCAAUUUGGGGUCUGUUAAAAUUUAAAUAUUAUCCGUUUUCCUGUUGAGUCUAAUGACCAGCAUUUAGUGUUUCUUUGUUUUGUACUGAUUAUUGAAAAAUGACACCAGUUGAAACUUUAGCUUAUAAAACUCUAGCUUUUGGACCUAACCUGGAUAAACCUGGAUUCCAGAACCCGAACUCGGGUAAUGACAUGAAUUUAGACUAAGCAUUUCAAAUCCUUGAACCUUCUACUUAUUUCUUUUUUCUGAAUUGAAUUCUUCAUCUUUCUGACAAUCAGGAAGAAAGGGACAUUUAUCAUUUGGCUUUGACAAGAGAAUGUUUUAGAGCUGGGACCUGUUACUUUUUACGAGGGGGGGAGUUUCUGAACUUGAAAUGUGUUUUGUAUUUAUCGGAGACUUUUUGGCCUCGACCCGAAUAUUCAUGGAUGAGAAGCUAAAACAGUGAUGUUGUAUCAAACUUGCCAUAUGCCUGCCGUGUUGCUGAGCGUCUGAGACUUCUUUAAGCACUGCUUCAGACAUUACCUCAGGCAACGUUAGGGCAUCAGCCCCCUCAGUCAGUUUACCCUGAUGCCUGUUUCCUGGAUGUUCGAGCCUUGUCCCCUGUGCCUUAUGUCUGACUGCUUGGUGUCACUUUAUGGUUAGAAGAGCCUGAACCACUCGAUCACAGCCCCAAGGAGGAGAUAGGCCUGAUACUCUGAACAUGUUAGUACUUUGUCUUCCGCUCACUGUUUGAUGAUGUGUCUCUAUUUUGUCUCUCUAUUUGAUGAAAAACUGCAGAAAUGUACGUGUGGGGAUGCUUUAGUGGUGCUUUAGGGUCUCCUCUUUCCACUGAAGUCACUUAUUUAAUCACUACGGGACAUUUCUGCUUUUUUCCCCACUGUUUAGAUUGAAUCUCUUUAGAGACACGUUGCUGCUGAGAAUUGGUUAAAACGUGUCCUAGCAUUGAUUCAGGUUCUCUUUGUUACCUCUUUGUUCGGAGUUAAACUUCUCUCGCACAGCACAAUAAGGGUAGUUUAGAUCUACAGUCUUACCUGCUGUCUUACUCCUUGUCUGUCCAGUUUCCUUCAUGCUGAACAAAGGCCUCAAUCAGGUGUGAUUUGUGGUCCUGCAUUCAUUAAACAACCCCAAUGUUUGGUUUCAGGAAAUGUCGCUUUUUUAUAAGCAAUGAAGACUUGAGAGUGUUUGUGGGACUCUGUCCUGAUGUUGGAGAAAUAAAUAAGUGAAGCAUUGUGA